AUGAAUGGAAAGAAAGGUCGUCCUUUAACAAGGUAUACCACCGAUAUCAUGGCCUUUUGUUUUGUGGUGGGUACCGAAGUUGGGAGAUCCUUUCAAGUUGAAGGCCAAGCAGGAAUGAAAAAUGUUAAAAAAUUGAAACCACUUGAAACCAGAAGUGACAUAGAUGAUGAAAAUAUUAUUAUACAAAAUCUUGGAGGAAAACGGUUGACUCCAUUUGAUGAUUUUGGUGACAUUUUUGCGUAUAGUGACUUGAAGAACAUCCGCAUCAUCGUACAACCACCUGUCACCACUGCCGUACCUCAAGUUAAUUUGGAAGAUCCGCAUUCGAUUUUAGCAUGGAUACAGAACUACAGCCCGACUGGAGUGGCUGGAGCGAAACCAGCAUUGCUUGUUGAAUCAUUUGGUGCCCAAUUUACUUUAUGUGGUCGUGAAAACACCAUAAAUACCCUCUGGUAUGGCAACAGAGCCAAUAGUUAUGGGAUUCUAAACCGUUUUAGAAACUAUUGUAGUGCAAAUCCAAAAAAAGAUCGUAAUUUUCACCCAAUUCCAUUCCUUGGUUGCGGUCCUGGUACAGGAAAAAGUCGAUUUUUGCAGGAGAUCUGCAACAUUAUUCGCGAAAAAGCCCAAUUAUCAAAUGAUGAUGAAAUUAAAUCUAUACUAGGAGAAGCAAUUUUUCUGAACAUUACAUAUGGAAAUGGAUCUGCAUUUUCAGAUUUUGAUGUGGAUAUUGGUGCAGAAGCUUCGUUAGCACUGAGGAUUUUAUACACCUACUUUGUACAUGGCGAUGAAAGCGUGCCCUACAACUUGUUCGCACGAAAUAUUGGAAAAAAUGCUAAGCAGUUAGGUCUGAGUGUUGUUUUACGAGCUAUUUAUGAAAGCAAGCGUAGAGGAAAUAUGAGAAAACUUGCAAUUAUUGUUGGAAUCGAUGAGGUCAACAAACUAUAUGACAUAAAUCGGGAAGCUUUUCGUUGUCUUGUAGCUAGUAUUGGCACAACGAGUUGUGACUCGGGGCCAAUUUUUUUCGUUCCAAUCUUAGCAGGAACAAUUGAGGGUCCACUCCAGUCAGUAAUUACCAAAUCCUUGCAUCAAGCUCUUCAGUUACCAUUAGAAUUACUGGAUACAUCUCAUAUGCUAUUAAUUGCGUGUGACCUUGGAUUUGAUGAAACCUUUGUCUAUCAAAAUAAUCUUUUCAAACGUAUUAUUGCCGAUAUAGGUGGUCAGGUGCGUGCUUUGGAGAUAUUCUACGAAUCAAUUUGGGGUGAAGCGAAAACAAAUAAAUUGGAAGAUAUCGAUUUAGUGGAUAUUAUGCACUUACUUGAGGAAAAGCUACAUUCACGCUAUGACUUCAAAACUUUUGCAAGCCAAAUCACUCCGGUGCUUGCGAAUGCAAUUUUAGAAAGAUCUGUCGAUGAAAACGAUGGUAUUUACACGGAUGAAUAUAAAAAUCAGUAUGUCUCAUACAAAAUGUUGAAAUCCCUUGGCAUUUUGACGCUUGAACCAGUUGAUAGUACAAGGUUUUAUAUACGUCUCCCAUAUAUUUGGGUGUGGCUUUUGGUAAAAAAUUCUGGUGAUCGAUCAAUUUAUAAAUUUUGGAAUUUGAUGAUUAAUCCUGAGGAACAAUUUUAUUGGCAACAAUGGGAAAACUUCAAUGUUAAUUUUUGGGCCUUGCGCAUGUGCUUACUUUCAGUACUUGGAUACAAAACAAUAAAGUUAAAGGAACUGCUAAAGGGAGCAUUGUAUUCAGAUGUAGAUAUGGACGUGGAUGUGGAUAUUCCUGAUUAUAAUUCAGUUCAAGUGCAUUAUCUUAGUAAACGAUACCCAUUCGAUGAUAAUGUUUUAGAUUCUAAUGGUCAAUCAUGUGAAAUUUCACAUAAUGAUAAUAAUAAGAUUUAUAAAAAUGGUGAAGGUGCAGGGUGUGAUGAAUUUUCUUUUCUAAUAAUCAAUCGCGGGCAACCAAUGUUAUUGGCAUUACAAAUGAAAUGGCGAGACCUGGAAUCAGAGAAUCCACAAAAAAUUAACGAUAAGUUGAUCAGUAAAGAAUAUAAUAAAGUUAAGGACUUCGCAAGAAAGAUUGGGUUGGAUAACUGGCUGUUGAUAAUCCUGUCAAACUGUUCGAGCACAUUUAACAAAACCCUACUACCAACAAGAUGCGCAAUUGUUGACAAAAAUAAUUUUAUUGAGUUUUAUGGAAAGAUAUAUUCAUCUCGGGCCCAAUUUACUGCUGCUCAUGAUAAGGUAUGUGUUAAUUCAGCAAAAUUUUUUGAAUUAAGAGUUAUAGAUGGAGUGGGACCAAUAAUUGCAAAAUGUAUUAUCGAUGAACGUGAAAGUAGUAAAAGAAAAUUUGUUGACGGUGAAGAUCUAUGCAAACCGGAGCUUAGAGAUGUUAAAUGGUCCAUCCGGUCCAAUCUGGUCCAAGGACCGCCCAUCCUAGGCAGGACUGGACCGGAUCAAGAUCCAAGGACCGUUCUAGGACCUGAUCCGGGAUCUAAAAUGGGACCGGAUCAGGAUCUAAUUUAUAGCUUGGAUAAUCCAAAUAUAGUAUACGCUGGUAAUUAG
Messenger RNA from Ambispora leptoticha, 2556 nucleotides. Lineage: Eukaryota; Fungi; Glomeromycota; Glomeromycetes; Archaeosporales; Ambisporaceae. The record is from the annotation of a GenBank genome assembly.